Molecule: messenger RNA, 1256 nt
Organism: Durusdinium trenchii
Lineage: Eukaryota; Dinophyceae; Suessiales; Symbiodiniaceae
Source: the annotation of a GenBank genome assembly
CCUACCAUGGUCACCGACAGAGCAGCGCAAACGGCUCAGCCAAGUUCUGGGCCAAAUCGCGACAUGCCAUGGGCGUGAGCAGCUUUGGCCGUUUCAGUGGCCAUGAUCCAACACGAGCUUGAGGACUGCAGCGAGCUAGAUGAGUUUGGGUGGGAUCCUAUGGUGGACGACUACUUGGAAUCUUUGGUAGAAGAGGCCGACCAUACGGAGGAAGGCAAAGUUGACUGGGGGUUGAUUUCCUUGCAAUUUCUCGACACACUGGAUCCAACGCAAGAUCAGAUGGAAGCAGCUUUGGAGCGCUUCUCUCCCGAAAGCUUGCGAGAGCGAUGGUGGUAUUUGCGAAGCAGGCUGGCCAUGCCUCACCAGAAGGCGACGAGUUCGGUUGCGCAGGAACCAGCGCGAGAUCGGGUGUUGGAAGCAAUGCAAAAUUUUCUGUUUGGAUUGCCCAAACCUCGCAUGAACCCAGAAUCACGGGAAACUGCUCUUGAGCCAGGCGCCGAGGCUGAACAGGCGUUUGCAGUUCCUACUGGCCCGGGUGAAGCGGCACCACCACAUGCUUCAGAUGCAGAAGACAUAUACACGAAGCAAUCCAUCAAGGAACCUGCUGGCGCAGGCGAGCAUUCGGCCUAUGGCACAGAUGCCGCCCUCCGCAGAUGCCUGGAGGUUUCUUCUACGCGUUCGGCGAGCUAGGGCCAGUUUGCUGACUCUUUGAUUGUUUAAAUUAAUUGACUCAGGAGCUACGGUGGCAUGGCGAAGCUUUGUGCCAGUGUGCAGCAGGCGCGUGUGCCAGCGCUCGAUUUCGAAACUCAACUGAUGCUACCCGACCUGAGGCGCUAAUGCGCAAGAGCUUUGUGCAGAGGCCAGCGCCAGACGGAAGGUGUCGUUCCACCGAGCGCGCUGCGCAUAGCAUGCCAUUGCCUGCCUAUCUUUAGUGAUUUGGCAACUUUGGUUCCAACUGAACAAUCGUAAAAGAAGUGUUGCAGGAUCUAGUGUGGAGAAAGAAAAGCGCCUUGGCGCCAACCCCGGUGAUCUUGGUAUACAAAAGAUGCUGUUUUGGGGUUGCAAGCUUUGUUGUGUUGCGCGCGCAGGAAUUGUUUUGGAGCCUCGGCUGCGAGCAUAAGAAAGACCGUGCUCCAUGAUCACGUCGCUUUCCUUCCCUUGUCUUGUUAGUUGUGAGUUCCAUGUCCAUACGCUUUGUAGGGCUAUUGACCAAAGCCCUUUGGGCUUAAGAAUAUACAUCGAGGCAGUGCGCACGC